AGAGAGAUAGAGAGCGAUACUACUUGUCCGCAGAAGUUUUUCGGGGCGUCUGGGAAUGUUUGUGCACCAACGCGCGACGCAGCAGUUAGAACGCCUGUAACUGACAGCGCGAGACACUCUGCAUUCUGCAUCGUGUUACGUCCUUUUGCGAGACCUCCUGCCUACUGGAACGAUCUGAUGAUGAUUUGAAGAACUGCAGCAGUUUUCCAGUGAACCUGUUUACCAUCCAGCACUUAGUUGUCCCCCUCUGCUGCUGCUGAUCUGCGGAUAUUAUAGCAUCAGUGCUCCAGACAAAAUGGCUUCCACAGUGAGAAAAUGUCUGCACCUGUUUUUAGCACUCAUCCUUAUCCCUUUGAUCUACUGCAUGCAUCCAGACUGUGUCAUUCAGUUAGAGAAAGAGAAGUGCAUGGAAAGGAUGGCCAUGGAUGACCCCAGCAGUGAACCUGAAUUAGGCUGCCGAUGGAUGUGGGACAACCUUACUUGUUGGCAGCCAGCAAAAAUUGGACAAGUGGUCUGGAUGUCCUGUCCCGAGCUAUUUGAAGUCAUGAAUGAAGAAAAUGACGAGUUUGGAAAAGUGAGUCGUAACUGCACCGAGUAUGGCUGGUCGGAGAUGUUCCCUCACUACGUUGAUGUUUGCCCUUUUAAUGAAAAUGGAACAACUCCAGACAUGUACUAUGUGUCUGUAAAGGCUCUGUACACUGUGGGCUACAGCACUUCACUGGUGUCUCUCACCACUGCCAUGGUCAUUCUCUGCAGGUUCAGGAAGCUACAUUGCACCAGGAAUUUCAUUCAUAUGAACUUGUUUGUGUCCUUCAUCCUGAGGGCCGUCUCAGUCUUCAUUAAAGACGGCAUUUUAUAUGCAGAGGAGGACAGCAGCCAUUGCUUUACACACACCGUGGAGUGUAAGGCGGUGAUGGUAUUUUUUCAUUAUUGUGUUUUGUCAAACUACUUCUGGCUGUUCAUCGAGGGAUUGUAUCUCUUUACUCUGCUCGUUGAGACAUUCUUUCCAGAGAAAAGAUACUUCUACUGGUACACCAUUAUUGGAUGGGGUACUCCAACAAUAUGUGUGGCUGUCUGGGCUGUCUUAAGAGCUCAUUUUGAUAACAUUGGUUGCUGGGAUAUUAAUGACAAUGCUGCCAUCUGGUGGGUGAUCAAGGGUCCUGUUCUCGCCUCCAUCAUGAUCAACUUUAUACUCUUUAUUGGCAUCAUUAUAAUCCUGGUGCAGAAGCUUCAGUCUCCAGAUAUUGGAGGGAAUGAGUCCAGCAUUUAUCUGCGUCUGGCCCGCUCCACUCUUCUCCUCAUUCCUCUAUUUGGAAUCCACUAUACCAUAUUUGCGCUCACACCAGAAGAUGUCAGCAAGAAAGAAAGACUCGUGUUUGAACUUGGUCUUGGUUCUUUUCAGGGCUUUGUUGUAGCUGUUCUUUACUGCUUUCUCAAUGGAGAGGUGCAGUCAGAAAUCAAGCGAAAAUGGCGCAGCUGGACGGUGAACCGGUAUUUCGCCGUGGAUAUGAAGCACAGGCACCCGUCCCUGGCCAGCAGUGGUGUGAAUGGAGGCACGCAGCUCUCAAUCCUCAGCAAGAGCAGCUCACAGAUACGCAUGUCCAGCCUGCAGGCGGAAACACCAGCCACAUGAGCGCUCAGAGGAACAGACUGAAGACCAAACUCCUCAAAACUAGAGCUAUCAAUAAUCUGUCAACAUCCAAGUCCCGUUUCAUCUUCUUUAAAGUCUGUGUUGUGUCGGUUGAAGCUGUAAUAUCUGCCAACCGUCCAUAGAUGACAGGCUUUUGCUAUGGUACUCUAACCAAUGAUCUAUUGUGAGCCAAGCAAACAUGGAUACUUUUGAUGUGGACGUAUUGGAUUUGAUCUGAACUGAAAGGAGUUGCAGGCCAAGAGGAGGUAAAGAAUCCCUAGCAAUCCAGUGUUUAGGAGUGUUUCCAUCCAGCAAGCUGAAGGUCUUGAACAAGGUGGAUAUAUUUGUACAUAUCAACGUUACAGGAGUCUCUCAUGCUUUCUUUUCUCUGUCUGUGAAGAUUCGUGACAGUUUGAGAUUCUCAAUAUUUCAUCAUCAAAAAAUAAAGCAGUUGAACAGGAUGA
Messenger RNA from Rhinichthys klamathensis goyatoka, 2094 nucleotides. It is a transcript of the gene adcyap1r1b, whose product is annotated as adenylate cyclase activating polypeptide 1b (pituitary) receptor type I. NCBI's taxonomy places the organism in Eukaryota, Metazoa, Chordata, Actinopteri, Cypriniformes, Leuciscidae. Gene Ontology annotation, molecular function: vasoactive intestinal polypeptide receptor activity; peptide hormone binding; G protein-coupled peptide receptor activity. Gene Ontology annotation, cellular component: plasma membrane; neuron projection. The record is from RefSeq and is a predicted model, not a curated record. Bases 296 to 1633 code for a protein of 445 amino acids. Gene Ontology annotation, biological process: adenylate cyclase-modulating G protein-coupled receptor signaling pathway; cell surface receptor signaling pathway. The transcript is spliced from 14 exons.